Messenger RNA from Seminavis robusta, 2041 nucleotides. Lineage: Eukaryota; Bacillariophyta; Bacillariophyceae; Naviculales; Naviculaceae. The record is from the annotation of a GenBank genome assembly.
CGACCAUAUAUAUAUAUAUAUAUCCCCGCAUCCAUUGCCCUUUUACAUGUAUCCAACACCAAGAUUCUUUAUUAUUUUAGCAGUUUAUCGAAAGGCCAACUUUAGCCAGCUCGAUCUUGGCCAGCUAGACUACAUCCGCUGUGUUUCAUUUUGCUUGGACGGAAUCCGCCUCGAGUUCGACGAUCCAUCCGACAGAGCGUCUACAACGCAGCACCAACUUUUGCAAGCAUCAUCAGUUGUUGGAUGCUAGAUGGAUGGAUGAAGGAGUCGAGUCAUUCCUUGUUGCCUUGCUCGUCUCCAUAAUCACAUUUUCGAUUCCAGCCUUUUGGAUCGACGGGGUAGCAGUGUUGUUGGUUGGUUGGUUGGUUGGUUGUGCUUAGCUACGAGGUAUUAGCUCGUUGACGAAGCCACCACAACGAGGGAAUCUUCUCUUGCAAAAGACGAAGCCACCACAACGAGGGAAUAUUUCUUGGGCUCAUUACAAUCUCACUUGGCGGUGUCUAAGGAAAGAUAAAACAAGACACAAGACAAUGACAGCCGCUCCUGCCGACUCGGAUCCUACCGAGCCUACUGGUAUCGUAAUGAUAGAUACCCACGUCCAGCAACUUCCCUCCUUGACGUCCACGGACCAUGACAACGCUGUCAUGAUGCUCGAAGGAGAACCCAACAGUAACAGUCGCACAGUCUCUCCACUGCUGCGCAACAACAGCAGUGAGAGCUUUGAUCAGAAGCACACUGAUGGAUGGGAUGAUGUCGUCAUUAUGGAUUGUGGCAACAGCAGUGAUCACGACGAAGAUCACAUCAUUCGGAUCGACGAGGACCGCAAGCCACCGCUCAGUCCCUUGUUCUUGGAUAGUGCUACUACUGCUACUAGCAACAACAAGGAGGCAUCCAUAGACGAGUUCCUCGUGGGGAGCAAGAAAGAACGGGAAGCCGAGCUCCAACACAUUUACAACACCGACUUUUGGGUUCCACGUCCCAAAUCAUUGCACGCCAAGGAAGUAUCCUUUGCAUCCGACAUUAGUGACAACAACAGCGGCAGCAGCAAUGCCAAUGUUGUCAUGAAGACCAAGCCACCCAAGACAUUGCAAGCCAAAACUCCCAAACCAGGUCCACCCAUGAGCUACUAUCACUAUACCAAUCACCCCAAUCACACUGCUUGGGAUUGUUGUUUCCACCCGGAUUUGGCAUUGCCAUCGCUCUCCAAUCCGCCCACUCCCACACCAACCUACCGAAGCAUCAAUUCCUUUGAACAAAUCUAUCGCAAACGACUCUAUCGUCUAGAAGAAUCCAUGUACCAGAGUCGAAAGAGUCGGAAAAGCCUCCGCAUGAGCUCGCCGCACGUCACGGAACGAUAUGCAAGACGCAAAAGUGUAUCGCAGGUACUCUACCACAUUGAACGAACGACACACCAAAUCAAUACGUGCUAUCUGGAUCCCAAAUAUGCAGCAGUCCUACUACCACCACCGCCACCACAACAGCAAAGGUCGACGACUUCCCGAAAGAAUCCCACCAAUCCAUCCGGUCCGAAACCGAUGGCAGUGCCGUCCGGCAAUCCAGCAAGGGAAGAGUCCACAAAGUAGGGGGAGCAGCAUUUUAAAAGCUUGUAGCGAACGAACGAACGAACGAACGGAUUCAGGGAUUGACAUGACAAACUGCAGCAGGCAGCGGCAACGGAAACUCCGUACGACGAGGAACGUUGACUGUACUGUAGCCUAUAGACAAAAGCACAUCUUUCAGGCUGGGCCAUGCGGCAUGACGAUACCGUGCGCUACUAUGAUAGCUUCUAUUAGAUAGAUGAAGAAAUAACUCUCGACGAUCUGUCAAUGUGUAGAGCUUGUGCACGAAAUAAGCAUCCGGUCUUCCAUAAUCAAUCGUCUUUUGUCAUCAGGAGAACUCUACGGGAACGAGUUUAGCGAAUUGCCAACGGCAUCCCAGCAAGUUUUGCCCGUUCCUUUGUCAAUGCCAUCCUUUUCCUUCCCGAUCUUGAAUGGGUCGUUUCAGGUUCCCACAUUAUUUACUCUCUAGCUAGAGAUGCCUU